GGAGGAAGAGCGAGCGGGAGGGAAAAAAAGCGCGUGCCACAGGCAGAGCAGUGGCAGAGCUUGUGACGUAGUGUGGCGCGUGACAGGCCGCCUCCUGUCACCCUCAGUGGCCUGUGUGGGCGUCUCCAGCUUGUAGCGUGUCCCGGAUAUUGUACAGGGGGCCUCAAUCACCUCCUCUUCCCUCCUCCUCUUCCUUACCUCCCUCCUCCUCCGCCCAGCUCACCCGAACACCCGCCCGGCACCGGCAGCAGCGACAGCAUCAUGGCGCUGAAACGGAUCCACAAGGAACUGAAUGAUUUGGCUCGUGACCCCCCUGCACAGUGUUCCGCAGGCCCGGUUGGAGAUGAUAUGUUUCAUUGGCAAGCAACAAUUAUGGGACCUAAUGACAGUCCAUAUCAAGGCGGCGUGUUUUUCCUGACUAUUCAUUUCCCAACAGACUACCCAUUCAAACCUCCAAAAGUUGCGUUUACAACAAGAAUCUACCAUCCAAAUAUUAACAGCAAUGGAAGCAUUUGUCUUGAUAUUCUCAGAUCACAAUGGUCCCCAGCUUUAACUAUUUCUAAAGUCCUUUUGUCAAUUUGCUCACUGUUAUGUGACCCAAACCCAGAUGACCCUCUAGUGCCAGAGAUUGCACGGAUCUACAAAACAGAUAGGGAAAAGUACAACAGAAUAGCCCGGGAAUGGACUCAGAAGUAUGCCAUGUGAUGCUACUUUCAAGUCUGAAUAACCUGCAUUAUAGCUGGAAUAAACUUUAAAUUACUGUUUCCCCUCCCUUUCAGACCUCAUCUAAUUACCUUUCCCUCCCUUCCUAUUUCGUAUUUUCUUUUUGUGCUGCCCCCUUCAUGCACAUGCUCACAUUGGAAGAAGUUUAGUUCAGCAAUGGACAAACUGCUCUAGACUGUCAAGUAGUUGCCAGAAUACAAUUGCCCGAGAAUCUUAAUAUUUUCAAAAGGAGCAUGUGUUUGUGUGUGUGUGUGUGUGUGGCCAACAUCUUCACGUUAAAUUGGUUAUACAACUAAUCCCAUCUUACAUUUUUCUCAGAAAUUGUGAAGAUUAGAGCCUUUGUUGGGGGUAGGGGGGGAAAGGUGUUAGGCAGGAAAAGCUCAUUUGUCUAGCAUCGUAGGAUGCAGAAAUGGAUAUUUUGGUCAAACCUUCCAGUGUUAGACAUUUGAGAUUUCAUGAUGUACUUUAUGCUCAUAACUCAUGUUUUGGGUGGAGAGUUGGUGUUAAAAAAAUUAAAAAAAUGUAUAGGAGCAGAACAGAAUGUGAUGUAUUUUAUGCAUGUCAAUAAACAUGACAAAUUAAAAUUGGAAGGUGACACCCGUUGAAUACCAAGAUAGGAUCAAAAGUUUUUUGUAAUUUUUUUUUCAUUUGAGAAUUUUUUUUUUAUUUUAAUGGACAGAGCUAUUAGUUCAUCUAUCUUCUAUAAAACUUUAAUAUAGCACUGAAUAAAUGAUGCAAGCUUCAAUGGAUGACUGAUAAACUAAUAGCUCUGUUAGAUUUUUUUUUUCUUCAAUAAAGUUGCAUAAACCAA
This is a messenger RNA of Spea bombifrons (plains spadefoot toad), 1534 nucleotides long. RefSeq names its product ubiquitin conjugating enzyme E2 D3 (gene UBE2D3). Gene Ontology annotation, cellular component: nucleus. Gene Ontology annotation, biological process: ubiquitin-dependent protein catabolic process; protein K48-linked ubiquitination. The record is from RefSeq and is a predicted model, not a curated record. The coding region runs from base 262 to 705 and encodes 147 amino acids. Gene Ontology annotation, molecular function: ubiquitin conjugating enzyme activity. The transcript has 8 exons. NCBI's taxonomy places the organism in Eukaryota, Metazoa, Chordata, Amphibia, Anura, Pelobatidae.